Messenger RNA from Cladocopium goreaui, 1632 nucleotides. The record is from the annotation of a GenBank genome assembly. Lineage: Eukaryota; Dinophyceae; Suessiales; Symbiodiniaceae.
AUGCAACCGGAACCUGAGCCAGUGGAUACAGCCAUUGGCGCCAGUGUGGCCCUUGGCACUCCAGGUGCUGAUGGAGUGCCAGUUCUGGUUUCUGUCGAACCACCACCAGGAAGUGCAAGAACAGCAUCGGAUAUCUGUUGCGUCGUGGACGUGUCAGGCUCCAUGAGCAAUGACGCUUUGCUCCAGGGAGAGGAUGGCACUAUGUGGGGGGCCAUGAAGGGCCUGUCGUCACCCAGGUCCACGAGCCAUGGCUUGUCAGUGCUGGACAUCGUGAAGCACGCCUUGCGGACAAUCAUUGCCAACCUUGAUGAUUUUGACCGCCUCGCCUGCGUGUCUUACUCCAACUCGGCCAAAGAGAUUUUCCCACUGACGACGAUGACGGACAACGGCAGGAGACUCACAGAGUCAAAGUUGGACGAUUUGCAUGCUGAUGGAAUGACCAACCUUUGGGAUGGCCUACAAAGUGGUCUGCAACUUCUAAAGAAUGGUCAAGAUGGCGACCACAGUCGCAGGCAGCAUAUUUUGCUGUUCACGGAUGGCAUGCCCAACAUCAACCCUCCAAGAGGCAUUUUGCCCAUGCUGAAGCGAUUGAAGGAGAAGAGUGAGGGCAGAAAAUUGCCGUGCACCGUCAGCACCUUCGGCUUCGGUUAUGAGUUGGACAGCGCCCUGCUCAACGAUUUGGCAAUGGAAGGUUUUGGAGCCUACGCUUUUAUCCCCGAUGCCGGCUUUGUGGGAACGGUCUUUGUGAACGCCAUGUCAAACUUGCUUGCCACCAUGGCCAGAGAUGUGGUGGUCACCCUGAGAUCGACCCGAAAAAUGACUGUACUGGGAGGGCACCAGAUAAGCCAAAACGAGGUCACCACUAUCGACCUCGGCACCUUGCAGUUUGGCCAGACCAAAGACGUUGUGGUGAUGCUGGAUGGUGAGGGCGAAGUUGAAGCCAUGGUGGAGUAUCUCACACCAACUGGUCCCGGAAGAGUAGCAGCACGAGGUGGUGCAGACCCAUCACGGGUGGAACCUCAACGCUUGCGGCUGAAGGCAGUGGAUAGCAUCCAGCAGGCAAUGAAUGCCUUGAAAUUGACUGCGAUGGAUCGUGCAAAUGGCAAACCACUCCCGUUGGAGGACGCCGAUGGCAUCAUCAAGGCCAUGGUGUCAGAGAUCAAGACCUCAACGGCUUGCAAUGAAGAAGCCAUGACAGGAUUGCUUGAAGACCUCGAUGGACAGGAUUGUGCACAGCGACAGGGUGGCGCCUUUAUAACUCUGCAGAUCGGUGCUGGGUCGACUGCGCAGCACACCUUGCAAUGGUUAGAGGACGAUACUUUCAUCAAUGUGGCCAUCAAGCACGCAACUGGAACUCUGCGCGGCUCUCGCAAGAAAGGCGCCAUUCCAAUCUUCAAUCGUGUCUUGAACGGCACCGACUGUGAUGAGACUUGGUCCUGGCAUGUCGAUCCCAAGGAGGUGAGCUGGGCAGAGGUUGCAACAGAAGUGUGCGAUGCCUCGCCUGGAUACAUCGAGAAGAACAGUGGCUGGCUGACAUCACCAGGCAAAUGGUGUCCGUGGACAGUGUCUGUACUGAGAGUUGAGGAUCGCCGCAGUGCUCAGCCGCAGCUCAUUGAAAGCAAAGGUCCUUGA